This is a messenger RNA of Conger conger (European conger), 2388 nucleotides long. RefSeq names its product protocadherin gamma-A2-like. The transcript has a single exon. Gene Ontology annotation, biological process: homophilic cell-cell adhesion. The coding region runs from base 1 to 2388 and encodes 795 amino acids. NCBI's taxonomy places the organism in Eukaryota, Metazoa, Chordata, Actinopteri, Anguilliformes, Congridae. The record is from RefSeq and is a predicted model, not a curated record. Gene Ontology annotation, cellular component: plasma membrane. Gene Ontology annotation, molecular function: calcium ion binding.
AUGGUUUUCUUUCUUCUCUUCCUGCCUGCUUCAUUUGGAGACGCGAGCUAUUCCAUUCCGGAGGAGAUGAAACGCGGGUCUGUUAUUGGAAAUAUCGCAAAAGAUCUUGGUCUAGAUGAACAAAGCCUGUCUGUGCGCAAAGCCCGCAUAGAUGCUGGAGGUAGCCGUCGAUGUUAUUGCGACAUUAAUCUGAAUUCUGGUGAUUUGAUUGUGUCUGACAGAAUUGACAGAGAAGCACUUUGCGGACAGAAGGCUUCAUGCGCGUUAAAAUGUGAACUUGUGUUGGAGAAUCCUCUGGAAAUACACCGUAUACUGAUUCAUAUUAACGAUAUUAAUGACAACUCUCCACAGUUUGACAAUGAUGUUAUUAAAUUGGAAAUUACGGAAUCGGCAGAUAAAGGUUUUCGUUUCCCGUUAGAUGAGGCCCACGACGCGGAUAUAGGGCUGAACGCGGUCCAAAGCUACACCCUACAAAGGAAUGAUAACUUUGUUUUGGCACUUCAUUCAAAUGCCGACGGAGGAAAAUAUGGUGAGUUAGUAUUAGAAAAAGAGUUGGACCGCGAAGAUAAGCAAGAGUUUACGUUAUUGCUUACCGUAGCUGAUGGAGGGACACCUAUGAAAACCGGUACUGUAGUCAUACACGUCAUCGUGCUGGAUGCCAAUGAUAAUAUUCCUUUGUUUAGCCAGGCCGUUUAUGAAGUGAGUCUGCCUGAAAAUUCUCCUUUAGAUACUGUUGUGGUUUCAGUCAGUGCUGCUGAUGCAGAUGAAGGAGCCAAUGGUGCCGUGACGUAUGAUUUUGCCCGUGUAUCAGGGGAAGUGGAUAAAUUAUUUUCGCUCAACCGCAAAGAGGGAGAGAUAAGACUGAAAGGACUGAUUGAUUUUGAGGAGGAGUCAAACUACGAAAUACGAAUCCAAGCAAAAGAUGGUUCGGGUUUGUCUUCUUAUGCGAAAUUAAUUAUAGAAAUCACUGAUGUGAAUGACAACGCCCCUGAGAUAUUUUUGAAAUCUCUGAAGAAUCCCAUCUCUGAAAGCGCAAUACCUGGCACAGAGGUGGGCAUCAUUAAUGUCCAGGAUAAAGAUUCAGGUGCAAAUCAACAGGUCCGCUGCUCCAUUCAGCAAAAUGUUCCUUUCAAGUUAGUCCCCUCCAUCAAAAAUUAUUACUCACUUGUAACUACAGGAGAACUCGACCGCGAACUGGUGUCUGAUUACAACAUCACAAUUACAGCUGUAGAUGAGGGCUCUCCACCACUAUCCUCUUCAAAAACUGUGCAAUUAUCUGUAUCAGAUGUGAAUGACAAUUCGCCUGCAUUUGACCAGCAGUCUUACAGCGCCUAUGUGACUGAAAAUAAUAAACCGGGCACCUCUGUUAUUUCUGUAAGGUCAAGAGACCCGGACUGGAGGCAGAAUGGGACUGUUUUCUAUUCUCUCUUGUCCAGUGAGGUCAGUGGUGUUCCUGUGUCCUCAUUUCUAUCCAUUAAUGGAGACACCGGAGUGAUCCACUCUGUCAGAUCAUUUGAUUAUGAGCAGUUCAGAAGCUUCAAAGUGCAGGUUGUUGCCAGAGACAACGGCUCUCCUCCACUCAGCAGCAACGUAACAGUGAGUGUGUUCAUAACAGAUGAGAAUGAUAACUCUCCACAGAUAUUAUAUCCUGCGCCUCUGGGUAACUCCAUGAUGACAGAGAUGGUCCCCAAAGCUGCUCAUGCCGGCUCUCUGGUUUCCAAGGUGAUCGCUGUGGAUGCAGACUCUGGACAGAACGCCUGGCUGUCCUAUCAGAUCCUGAAAUCUACUGAUCCGGGACUUUUCACCAUUGGCCUCCACAGUGGAGAGAUCAGGGCGCAGCGGGACAUUGCUGAAUCUGAUACUAUGAAGCAAAACCUUGUUGUUUCAGUGAAAGAUAAUGGACAGCCAUCCCUCUCAACAACCUGCGCAGUAUAUUUACUGAUUUCAGAUAAUUUAGCGGAAGUUCCAGAGCUGAAAGACAUGUCAUAUGAGGAGAACAGCUCCAAAUUAACUUCAUAUUUGAUCAUUGCUCUCGUCUCUGUUUCCACCUUCUUCUUGACGUUCAUUAUCCUAAUUGUGGUCGUGAAGUUUUGCCGUAGAAGAAAGCCAAGGCUGUUGUUUGACGGCGCAGUGGCCAUCCCCGGCGCAUAUUUCCCACCCAACUAUGCGGAUGUGGACGGAGCAGGAACACUUCGCAGUUCUUACAAUUAUGACACUUACUUAACGACGGGUUCACGCACAAGCGACUUCAAGUUUGUUCGGUCGUUUAAUGACGGCACGCUGCCCGCUGAUCAGACGCUGAAGAGGAGCCCCCAGGAAACUCGUGAGCUGGGCGAGACGACAGAGAAUGGAUCAAAAUUCUCCACUCUGGUAAAACUACCGCUCUAA